Messenger RNA from Zea mays, 300 nucleotides. Lineage: Eukaryota; Viridiplantae; Streptophyta; Magnoliopsida; Poales; Poaceae. The record is from the annotation of a RefSeq genome assembly.
AUGCUAUGUGCACACGGCCCCGAAGUGGAAUGGCUAAUUUGCACAAUCUGGGAAGCCCGGCCUUCUCCCUCUCAGUUCCUCCGCAAUCGACUUACCAGAAAUCGUCGUGGCAACUCCACUUCAACCCCCCACUCUUUCCCGGUGCCUAUACUUAGCCCUUUGAAAAGUCUUCCAGUACCUCCCGCGUGGCAGCCCGUCAGAAGCAUGCCUCAUAAGAAUCUUUGUGGCGACGGUCGAAGCCUCCUCACUCAACUUCUGAAUCAAACCACCUUCCGGCUUCGUACUACUACUACCUCCUAG